This is a messenger RNA of Homarus americanus (American lobster), 1763 nucleotides long. RefSeq names its product thyroxine 5-deiodinase-like. Lineage: Eukaryota; Metazoa; Arthropoda; Malacostraca; Decapoda; Nephropidae. The transcript has 5 exons. Bases 487 to 870 code for a protein of 127 amino acids. The record is from RefSeq and is a predicted model, not a curated record. Gene Ontology annotation, molecular function: thyroxine 5'-deiodinase activity.
UGCCAGGUUGGGUGUUUUACAGAUUUCACUCCGUUUCUCGGGAAGCCCGUUUAUAGUCGACAUUUUAGUGCAGUUCUGUUGAGUGAGAGGGUGAUGGCGCUCCAUAACCUGGUGCAGUACGCAACUCUCCCAGUUAAACUCGUUGGCUCGUUUGUGUUAAAUACUUUCAUUACCGUCUAUGGAAACAUCUUCAAAAUUAAAUGGCAUCGGAAAUUCCUAGAGACUCUUGAACUACAUGAUGGCGACAAGUACAUGAAAUGUGUGAAGGAGAACCAUGUUGAGCUGAGGUAUUUCUGGCAGAGGCUGAAGGAGAUGUGGUGGAGCAACCUGCAGGAGGUGAGGAUGGUGGCGCAAGCGGAGGGCGAGGCGCCGAACCCUCCUGUGGUGCCCUUGAGUGACGUGACGAUGAAAUUCCCACUGCUGGACCUGGCCAGGGUAGGGAGGCCACUCGUCCUCAACUUCGGCUCCUGUACCUGACCCCCUUUUAUGGCCAACCUCCAGAAGUUCCAUGAGCUGUGUGCGAAGUACAAGGAGGUGGCCGACUUUGUGUUGGUCUAUAUCAGUGAGGCUCACCCCACUGAUGGCUGGACCAUCUCUGGCAGCAUCUUCCAGCUCCCCUCUCACAGGACACUGGAGGAUCGAACAGCGGCGGCAGGAAUGAUGGUCGCGGCAGAGCACUUGGAGUGCCCGGUGGUGAUGGACAGCCUGGAGGAUCUGGCCAGCAGGGCUUACGGCGCCCUUCCGGAGAGGCUCUACAUCGUGCUGGACGGCAUCAUCGUCUACAAGGGAGGUCCUGGUCCCUGGGGGUACAAGCUGAGGGAAACUGAGUCAUGGCUGAAGGCUUUUAAGGAGAAUCAAGCUGUGUGUUGAAGAGUCCUGCAAGUGUUGAUGUUGAGAAUCCUGCAAGUGUUUUAUCAAAGUCCUACAACAACUCUACUUGCCUCGAGGCAUUGCCCAGACCAAAGACUCAACAUAUCAACCUGAUGAUGGGUUUGUCACAAAGGUGCUGGUUUUCACCAAGUCAGACCCGGAAGAUAUAAGUUGGUCUAGGAAGAGGCUUUGGUCAGAGUAACGCCAUUGUAGGUGUUCUGGGGUCAACACUUCACUAGUGCGUUUACAGGGGCUCGUCAUAUAAACACUCCACAAAUCAUUAUCUUUGAGGUAUUUGUUUUAAUACUGUUUUAAUUUCAUUCCAUAGUAUGUUUGCUAUUGCUAGUUUCCAUGUGUUCAAUGUAAACAAACACAGGCCUUACUGCAUAAAACCUGACGAGCCCGUUAAUGCACUAUCCCCUUUCUAUGCUAACCUGACCCGUAAGCCACACCCUUCAUCUAUAGCGACAAAUAGCUGAUUGGUUCCCCUGAGCAUUUUACCUCCCCCCAGACUGCACAUAUAUAAGUGCUUAUUUAUAUCAACCCUUCAUGAUAACUAUUUAAAAUUUUCUAACAUCCUCUCUGAAGUGCUACUGCCUUGAAAUCAUUUGCUUACCAAUUGUGAACACAUUUAGUUUGAAUUUUCUAUGAACCAAUCAGUAUAGAAGAGGGGCAUGGCUUAUGGGGACUGUACAUAAGAAAUACUUAUUUUACAGAGGGAGAGAGAUCAACUUUGGGAUAGUUAGAACAGAAAUAAUUCUUAAUUGUCUUAAACAUAAUGAUAAUGAAAUUUAUAAUGAUAAUUAUUUACUAAACAUAAUGCAUUCUUUAUUAGAAACAUAAUACCUAAUUUGUAGUAUACUUUUGAGUUGUUAAUAAAAAUUAAUUAAUGA